AUGCGCAACUCCCACCAAGACCUGACAUUUCGCCCACGUCCAUCUCAGCAGGACCUGGGACUUUUGAAAGGAGCUUCUAAGGAAAGACCCGCAGAGACCAACGCCAAUGUGGACAACUCGGCGUCCCCCUCAGUGGCCCAGCUGGCCGGGCGGUUCAGGGAGCAGGCGGCAGCAGCAGCAAAGGAGGUGCCAGCCAGUAAGCCUGCCAGGAGGAAACCGCCCUGCUCCCUCCCCCUGUUCCCCCCCAAGGUAGAGCUGGGCCAGAACGGAGAGGAGAAAUCACCACCCAACACCAGCCACCUUCCCAAGGUGAAGGUGAAGAGCUCGCCUCUGAUCGAGAAGCUUCAGGCCAACCUAGCCUUCGACCCCGCCGCCCUGCUGCCUGGGGCCUCACCCAAGAGCCCUGGACUCAAGGCUGCGGUGUCACCAUUUCACAGCCCACCUUCCACGCCCAGCAGCCCCGGCGUGCGGUCUCGGGCCAGCGAGCCAGAGGAGGUGCCCAUCAGCUUCGACCAGCCUCCGGAGGGCAGCCACCUGCCCUGUUACAACAAGGUGCGCACCAGGGGCUCCAUAAAGAGGCGCCCCCCUUCGAGGCGGUUCCGCAAGUCGCAGUCGGAGUUCGGGGAGCUGGGCGAUUUCCGGGCGCCGGAGCCGGCCCAGGAGAACGGGGCCCAGGAGGACGCCGGGGACCAGGCGUUCCCGCCCCAGAGCCCGGCCCCCGGCUCCCCUCCGCCCGGCGAGGAGGCGGGAAAAGACGGGAGCCGGACCCCGGGGUCCCCCGAGAGGCCCCCUCUGAGGAGGACGCCCAGCAGGACGGACCCGCAGGAGGGGGGAGAUGCUCUGGGCAGCUUGGGCCACCUGGAGCCCGCCCACCGCCUCUCGGUCUCCACGGGCGCUCCCUGA
This is a messenger RNA of Myotis lucifugus (little brown bat), 903 nucleotides long. RefSeq names its product RCSD domain containing 1 (gene RCSD1). Lineage: Eukaryota; Metazoa; Chordata; Mammalia; Chiroptera; Vespertilionidae. Gene Ontology annotation, cellular component: WASH complex; early endosome. The coding region runs from base 1 to 903 and encodes 300 amino acids. The record is from RefSeq and is a predicted model, not a curated record. Gene Ontology annotation, molecular function: phosphatidylinositol phosphate binding; actin filament binding; retromer complex binding. Gene Ontology annotation, biological process: protein localization to endosome; retrograde transport, endosome to Golgi; skeletal muscle contraction. The transcript is spliced from 8 exons.